AUGUCUUACGAAGAAGCAUCAUCAGCAUCAUUCUUCCAGAGUAGUUCUGGUGGAAAUGGAUUAAAUGGAAGUGAAUUUGGUGGUUCUCUUGGUGGAGGUUUAGAAGGUGGAGCACAAGAAGGCUAUUCAAGCUAUCAGUCCUCAUCUUCAGCUGGUUACGGAAAUGGUGAAGCACUUCUAAGUAGUGGUGGAAGUGCUAAUAAUGGAUUUUUCUCGUCAUCAUCAUCAUCGUUUAGUGGACUUGGCGGCGGUUCUCAAACAAGUGCUAAUGGUUUAGACGCUGGUUUCGCACAGCAAAGCCAUAUAGGAGUAUCGUCAGCUAGUGAUAGUGGUUUUGGUUCUGGCAAUUUCGAACAACGUUCAACCGCAUUAACAACUUAUGCUACCGAUGCUCAAGGGCUCUUUAAAGAUCCUAAUCCCGAAAUUGUUCGUCGACCAGCUCCGGGCGGCCAACAAACAUAUACUCAACGAGUUAUCGUUAAAUUUUUACAACCACCACCCGUCCCUCCUCCAGGCCCUCUUAUCAUCAAAGAGGUUCGUCCACCUCAACCACCUCCACCUCCUCCACUUUAUAUACGUCAACGUCCACCACCACCACCAACCCUACCCCCAAUUGUUAUUCGUGAAGCACCACCUAAAGUACCAGCAGCUGUCGGCACACAAAUUAUUACAAAAAUGCUUCCACCUUUACCUACACCGCCUCGUUCAGUAAUUAUUGAACGUUUACCACCUGUACCACCUAGACCACGUGAUGUUAUCGUUGAAAGAUGGCUACCAUAUAGACAUACACAAAAACGUCGUGUUAUUAUUCAACGAGCGCCUCCUCCAGUAUUACAGAAGCCACGUAACAUAAUUAUUUAUUACGAAGCGCCAAAAGCUCAAGUUGUUCGUCGAUUUCAGAAUUUGGGUGUUCAACGUGCUAAUCCAGCUGAUUAUGUAGCACGUUAUGGUGCUCAGCUAGAAGAUUCUCAAACACUUAUUUCACACGCUAGACAAGCUGGUGUUGUGGAAGAUAUCUCACCUCCUGCCGGUGCAGCAACGAGUUUUGAAUCUUCUAAUUUUGAAAGUUUUCAAUCCAGCGGUGGUAGUAUUGGUGCAGCUGGUUUUGAUUUUAAUUCUGCCUCGAGUAAUGGUCUAUCGGCAGUUGGAGGUGGUAUUGGUCUUGAAUCGAUUAAUGGUGGCGGUGAACUCGCAUCAAGCAGCUAUGAAGCAUCUUCAUCUUAUAGUACAAAUGCUGGCGGUACUGGCGGCUAUGGUGGAGGUCUUGAAGCGUCAUUUGGUGGCCUUGGUAUUGUUGAUAAUGCAAAUGCAAAUGGUAUUGGUGGCGGUAGUAGUAGUUAUGAAUCGUAUUCUUCACAACAAACAUUUACUCAAUAA
Messenger RNA from Adineta steineri, 1377 nucleotides. The record is from the annotation of a GenBank genome assembly. NCBI's taxonomy places the organism in Eukaryota, Metazoa, Rotifera, Eurotatoria, Adinetida, Adinetidae.